AUGAAUAUCAACAUCAAGUCUAUGCCCGAGCGUUCCGCUGGUCUCUCUCGUUCAUCAAAACCUGCCUCCGCCCCUCCUGCAAACGACUUCUUUAUGGGAGUCGGUUCCUUUCUCGAACCACUUGUCGUGGUGACCCUCCUUUUUGGAGGCGCCUACUUCAACCGCAGCAAGGACUACAACUUCUGGACCAACAAGUCAGGCUUCGCCAGCCUCAAGAGCUACAAGCGCUCUGAUGACCUACCGAAUCGAGACUCAACAGACAGCUUGAUGAGCGGAUGGAGUGGUUCGCGCUCACCAAGACUGGACUCUCAUAAGAAUACACAAUCGAGUCUGCGCCGUCGCAAGUUGCAAGUGUUUGGCUACAAGCGCAUCGUUUCUACACCAAACACUCAUGUAUUUGAGGAUCGUCUAUUAAGUCGACUUUUGAAGAAGUUGCCUUUCCUAGUUGAGUGCUGGUACUGGUUCCUCAUCUACUUCGUCUACCAGGUUGGUCGCGCAAUCACUGCGUUGACUCUCGAUGAGGGUACCGUCGACGUAGCCCGCCGACAUGCCCUACAGAUUAUCCACCUCGAACAGCGUCUUCAUAUCUUCUGGGAGGUUGACUUCCAGAAAUGGUUCCUCGCACGACCAACUAUUCUUCACUGGAUCAAUCGCAUCUAUUCCUUCAUCCAUAUUCCCGGCACGAUCAUGUUCCUCGUGAUGCUAUACUACUUCACAACCACCCGCCAUCGCCGUUAUGCCACUGGUCGCGUGCGCUCCGACAAUGUAACUGCUGGUCCUGCUCUUUAUGAAGCCCGUCGGCGAACUAUGGCCAUGUGUAAUUUGAUUGCGUUUAUCGUCUUCACAAGUUGGCCUUGUAUGCCGCCUCGACUUCUGAGUGACCCUGAGUAUAAGGGCCCUGAUGCUGAGGAAUCAAAGAGUUUUGGCUUUGUCGACACUGUUCACAGUGGCACUGGGGAGAGCAGCGUCUGGACCACAAACAAAUUCUGUAACCAAUAUGCUGCCAUGCCCUCGCUGCACUUCGGUUACUCUCUCCUCGUCGGUCUUACAGUCGCUACCAUCCCCGUCACCGGCCUCCGACCCUACUCAUUGAAGCGAUUCAUUAUCGUUGCUUUAGGACUGUCAUACCCAGCUCUGAUCUUGACUGCUAUUGUCGCUACAGCCAACCACUUCAUACUCGAUGCCGUAGCUGGUGCCAUGGUCUGCGCAAUUGCCUGGAACUGCAACGACUUCCUGCUCAAUUUCUGCAUUGUGGAAGACUACUUCCUGGCUUUGCUACGCCUUCACAAACCCGUGAACUGGACCGAUCCUGAGACGGCUGUCGAACCUGAGUUCCAGAGUGGUCUCAUGACUGAGGAUGUUUGA
Messenger RNA from Fusarium coffeatum, 1365 nucleotides. RefSeq lists its product as uncharacterized. Gene Ontology annotation, biological process: sphingolipid biosynthetic process; inositol phosphoceramide metabolic process. Gene Ontology annotation, molecular function: inositol phosphoceramide synthase activity. Lineage: Eukaryota; Fungi; Ascomycota; Sordariomycetes; Hypocreales; Nectriaceae. The coding region runs from base 1 to 1365 and encodes 454 amino acids. Gene Ontology annotation, cellular component: inositol phosphoceramide synthase complex. The transcript has 3 exons. The record is from RefSeq and is a predicted model, not a curated record.